This is a messenger RNA of Pelobates cultripes (western spadefoot toad), 393 nucleotides long. NCBI's taxonomy places the organism in Eukaryota, Metazoa, Chordata, Amphibia, Anura, Pelobatidae. The record is from the annotation of a GenBank genome assembly.
CCUAAUUCAUUGGAAGCCAAAAUCUCAGACUGCUGCCAUACUGAAAACAGGCACAACCUGAACAACUGCCGUCAACGGACAGCCUGCUGCCAUAUUGAAAACAGGCACAACCUGAACAACUGCCGUCAACGGACAGCCUGCUGCCAUACUGAAAACAGGCACAACCUGAACAACUGCCGUCAACGGACAGCCUGCUGCCAUGCUGAAAACAGGCACAACCUGAACAACUGCCGUCAACGGACAGCCUGCUGCCAUACUGAAAACAGGCACAACCUGAACAACUGCCGUCAACGGACAGCCUGCUGCCAUACUGAAAACAGGCACAACCUGAACAACUGCCGUCAACGGACAGCCUGCUGCCAUACUGAAAACAGGCACAACCUGAACAACUGA